Molecule: messenger RNA, 1496 nt
Organism: Ceratina calcarata
Lineage: Eukaryota; Metazoa; Arthropoda; Insecta; Hymenoptera; Apidae
Gene: Rrp1
Product: Recombination repair protein 1
Exons: 7
Coding region: 263-1276 (337 amino acids)
Biological process (GO): base-excision repair
Cellular component (GO): nucleus
Molecular function (GO): DNA-(apurinic or apyrimidinic site) endonuclease activity; endonuclease activity; phosphoric diester hydrolase activity
Source: RefSeq, a predicted model, not a curated record
CUUGCCUAAAGCAGGACUUUCUUUUACUCCAUCUCCAUCCCAUUAUUCCUAUUAUUCCUGUAUCCAUGGUUCAUAUAUACGUCUUUAUUCUACGCAUGUUUGAAUUUGUUCGAUAUGUAAUUAGUUCUGUAUCAUCUAACAAAAUUAACUGUUUGUAAUAAUAAGAAAUCAAUAGUUUACAUAAUUUUUCAAUUAUUAUUACAUUAGUGUCGAUAUUACAAUUAGUAUACUUAGAGAAUUGUGUGUGCACAGCAGAACCGGCAUGCCGCCAAAACGAGGUCGAGCUGCGAAGAAGGAUUCUAAGGGAAGUAAGGAUGGUGAAAAGAAAAGUAAAACACCCAAGGCAGAGAAAACACCGGCCAAGAAAACUAAAAGAGAUGAAAGUGAUACAGAAGAACCUGUACCAAAGCGUGCCAAAACAGAGGCAAAACCAGUUAUGAAUAAAACAGAUACAGAUCUGAACGCAAUUGAUUUUGGCUGCAAAAACCUAAGCGCAUCUGGAAAAAAAUACAAUCUAAAAAUUUCUAGUUGGAACGUCUCUGGCAUAAGAGCACUCCUUAAAAAAAAUGGACUUGACUAUAUUAUGAAAGAAGAUGCAGAUAUUGUUGCGCUUCAAGAGACUAAAUGUAACACAGACAAGUUACCACCGGAAGUUAAAUUGAAGAAUUAUCAUUAUUAUUUCCUUGAUAGUAAAAAACCAGGCUAUUGUGGCCUCGCAUUGUACACUAAAGAAAAGCCAAUUGACAUAAAAUACGGUUUAGAUAAUUCUGAAUUUGAUGAUGAUGGUAGAUUGAUUACUGCAGAGUAUCCAAAUUUCUAUCUAGUUAAUGUUUAUGUUCCUAAUUCUGGUCAAAAGUUAGUAACGUUACCAAAGAGAUUGAAGUGGAACGAAACUUUCAAAGCGUACAUAAAAGAAUUAGAUGAAAAGAAACCUGUUAUUAUCUGUGGCGACAUGAAUGUUGCUCACCAAGAGAUUGAUCUAACGAAUCCUAAAACAAACACAAAGAAUGCUGGGUUCACGAAGGAAGAAAGGGAAGAUAUGACCGAUUUCUUAGAGACAGGUUUUGUGGAUACAUUUCGGGCAUUGUAUCCUGAUAAAACAGGUGCAUACACGUUUUGGUCGUACUUCGCUAAUGCUCGUAGUAAAAAUAUUGGAUGGCGACUAGACUAUUUUUUGGUAUCUGAGAGGAUUAAAGACGAUGUCUGUGACAACGUCAUGAGGGAUAAAGUGUACGGCAGUGAUCACUGUCCCAUUGUACUUUAUGUUCACAUAUAAUGAUAUGAUUUCUUCCUUUUAAAUUAUAAGUAAUCGUGUUUUAUGAAUCCAUCAUAUUUAUUUCAUUUCUUACAAAUAAGAUACUUCAGAUUUGCUACCAGUUAACUAUGCAUGAUAAACUAAUUUAUUAUGUGUAUGUACUUCGAAAACAUAUGCGUUUUUUUUACUGUACCUGUAGUUUGUUAACUUUUCAAUAAAUGUAUAAAUUAAAAAAAUGUAA